This is a messenger RNA of Onychostoma macrolepis, 2900 nucleotides long. RefSeq lists its product as uncharacterized. Lineage: Eukaryota; Metazoa; Chordata; Actinopteri; Cypriniformes; Cyprinidae. The coding region runs from base 265 to 1662 and encodes 465 amino acids. The record is from RefSeq and is a predicted model, not a curated record. The transcript is spliced from 7 exons.
ACUGAAAUACAGACCAGUGAUGAGAUACAGUGGCUGUUUGGAGCUGAAGAGACUCUCAUAGCUGAAAUCAGAAGAAAGACCAGAGAGAUUACUAAAUAUGAGGGUCCUAAUGGGAUAUUCAGACACAGACUGAAGCUGGACGAGACGACUGGAUCACUGAUCAUCAAGCUCAUCCUCACUGAACACACUGGACUUUAUACUCUGAAGAUCAGAAGAGGCAGAGAAACCUUAUACAAAAGAUUUAUUGUUUCUGCCAAAGAGAGGAUGAUAGAAGUGAUGGAGGGAAAAUCUGUCACUCUAAACCCUGAGACUGUAAUACAGAGAGAUGAUGAGAUGCAGUGGCUGUUUGAUGAUAAAGAGCAGCAGACUGUCCUGGCUGAAAUCAAGACCACAGAGGUGACUAAAUAUGAUGGUCCUGAUGAGAGAUUCAGAGACAGACUGGAGCUGGACAAGAAGACAGGAUCACUGACCGUCACAAAGUACACAGCUACACACUCUGGAGUCUACACUCUGAAGAUCAGAAGAGGCACAGAAACCUUAUACAACAGAUUCAACAUUUAUUAUAAAGAGGAGAUAGCAGUGAUGGAGGGAGCAUCUGUCACUCUAAAACCUGCUACUGAAAUAAACAAAGAUGAUUUGAUACGGUGGCUGUUUGGAGAUGAAGAGCAGCAGACUCUUAUAGCUCAAAUCAAAGGAGAGACCAGAAAGAUCGUUACACGUGAUGAUGCUGCUGGUGGGAGAUUCAGAGACAGACUGAAGCUGGACGAGACGACUGGAUCUCUGACCAUCAACAACACCAGAACCACAGACUCUGGAGUCUAUUCACUAGAGAUCAGAUCCAGCAGAGGGGUUUCAGACCAGACAUUUAUUGUCACUGUCAAAGAUAAAGUGGAGGUGAAAUCACUGAGUGAGGGAGAUUCUGUCACUCUAAACCCUGAUACUGAAAUACAGAGAGAUGAUCAGAUCCUGUGGAUGUUUGGAGCUCAAGACCAUCUCAUUGCUCAAAUCAGAGGAGGGACAGUAGAGACAUAUGAUGAUGGUAAUAAGAGAUUCAGAGAGAGACUGAAGCUGAACAAGACGACUGGAUCACUGACCAUCAAAAACAUCAGAGCUGAACACGAUGGACUCUAUAAACUACUGACCAUCAGCAGCAGCAGAGGGAUCUUCUACAAGAAAUUCAUGGUUUCAAUACGCGUGGAGUAUGUGUCAGUGACUGCAGGAGAUUCUGUCCAUCUAUCCACUGGUCUUACUGGAAAACACACAGAUGAUGAGAUACAGUGGAGGUUUGGAGAAGAAGUGAGUCCCCUAGCUGAAAUCAAAGGAGAGACCGUAGAUACAUAUGAUGAUCCUGAUGAGAGAUUCAGAGACAGACUGGAGCUGAACAAGACGACUGGAGAUCUGACCAUCAAGAACUCUACAGCUGAACAUACUGGAUGUUAUAAAGUGAAGAUCCGCAGCAGUGAAGGGAAUAAAAACAGGACAUUCUUUGUUAUUAUCAGCGGUGCUGCUGUCACACAUGAAGCGAGGAAGAAAUCAGAGAUGAAGGAGAAGAAUGACUCCAGAGAGAACCGAGGGAAUGAAUCAGUGACUGUAGAGAUGCCGCUGUUGAAUGGAGAGGAUCCUGAUGUAGUGAACGAGGAGGAGGGGACGAGUUCACUUUAAUAACAUAAGACCCGCCCACCAGUGUCAAUCAUUCUGACAUCAUCAACAUUUCAGCUCCAGCUACAACAACAAAACAUUUUGGAUUUGAAAGAUGCUAUGUGUUAUUACUCUGACUCUACCAACAUAUCUAAAAAUAUAUAUUUUCAUCUUUUUUAUUUUGUUUGGCAAAUUUUGAUGGGCUCAAUUCCUACUCUCACAUUUUCUGAUUGAGGUUGACUCACUGCUCGUCUUUUUUGUUUGACUAGCAAAAGAAAAAAAAAAAGUCAGGUUUUUGAAAAAAUUAAUUUCUAUUGACUCUGAUUAAGUUCAGACAGCUCUCUUUCGUUGCUCUUUAUUUUAUUAUUAUUAUAUUUUCCCCUUAUUGUAAGCUACCUUCCCCUUUGUUUUAAUUUUCCUAAUCAUGUGUAUACAGUUAUUCUUACUUAUAUCUUCUUUUCUUUGAUAAUAUUCAUGUUUUUUAAUAAUUAAAAAAAAUAAAAAAAUCUGAUCAAAAGAAAAAACAACAACAAAAUUGUUCUGCUUUCAUGAGCCUCUAGAAUCCGUCCAGUGAAAGUGAGAAAUGUUAAACUUGCAUGUACAAAGCUUCUUUGGUUUCAGAUUGACCAAGAAACAUGUUUAUCAAACACUUUCAUGUCAUUUUAAUAAUGUUACGCUUCAUACCUGUUACUUUAUUAACAUAAUGCUAGUUUGACUCUCACAGAUUUGAUUUCAUGUGAUUGUAGACAGUGAGAGUCAGAAAGUGUCAUGUAUGCUUUUAAUAAGACGUUUUAUCACAGCAGUAUUUCUCUAACCAUUGUAUUCACUGUUUUUAUAUAAUUAACAGCAGUUCCAGAUUAAUGUUGAUGUUCAGUAUUGAUUACAGUCUGUUUUCAAAGAUCUGUAUUCAAGCUGAAGCACUUGAAAUGAGCUUUAUUGCACUUGUAGCAAAAACAUGUAAAAUCACAUUUGUUCAGUUCUAGUAUUGAUAUGAUACCACAUGCGUUGUGCUUUGUGUUGUUUUAUUAAAUUUGUCAAAAGCAUCUGCUUGAUGAAUGUUCAUGUUGGAUAUUGAUAUAUCGCUGAUCUUAAUGUUGGAUAAUUUCUGUCAUCUAGUGGACAAACACUGAUACAGAUGUUGCUUCCUAACAGCUGUUUUUAAAUGCAACACAUUAACAAUGUGCCUAAAUAUACAUUUGUAUGUACUAAAUAUAAUAAAAACAAAUUGUGUGAGAAAUGUUGCUGCAUACUGUAUGUUCUAU